AUGGAGAUGAACUAUACCGAUGCAGAGAUGCAUCGCAUCGAGGAAGAACUACAUAUGGAGAUCUUACCUGGUACCGAGAUCAUGACGGAUGUGGGUAGUCAUCACUUCGUCAAAGGCCACAAUGGUGUUCUCGUACCUCAACCCUCCGCCGACCCACACGAUCCUCUCAAUUGGUCGAUGAAAUGGAAGUUCCUCGCCAUCACCUCUAGCAGUCUUGUAUCCUUCAGUCAAGGCUUCGGCCCACUUGCUCUCGCACCGGCCUUCGGAUACUACAUUGAAGCAUUUGACUGCUCGCUCGCUGAUGCCGUGCAGUUUACUGGUGUCAGUAUUCUCAUCCUCGGAUUCAGUAACUUCAUCUGGGUGCCACUUAGUUCGUCCUUCGGACGUCGAGUUGUCUAUAUUGCUAGUCAGUUGAUCUGUCUUGCUAGUAUGAUCUGGAGAGCUCAGGCAAAAACAUACGGCUCUUUCAUGGGUGCUUGUGUGCUGAACGGUCUCGGUGCUGGUCCUGCCGAGUCUAUCCAGCCUGCUGUCAUUGCAGAUGUCUUUUUCCUGCACAACCGUGGCUUCCAGAAUACGGUUUAUUGGACGGCAUACAUGGGUAGUUUGAUGGUUGGACCUAUCAUCUCAGGUGUCAUGUCAGAUCGCCUAGGUUGGCGUUCUUUCUGGUGGCUCAAUGUUGGCUUGGUCGCUGUGUCGCUUCUCAUGGUCAUCUUCGCCUUCCCUGAGACCAAGUAUCAUCGCCCUCAUCCCAACGAGAUUGCCACUCCCAGCAGCUACGAGGCCAACAACGCGACACCACCCGUGGCAGACAAGCUCCAGACUGGCCGAGUCGAAGACAUCGAAAUCCACCCGAUCGAAUCAAAAACCGGUAUGCCCGAGCUAGCAGCAACAAAAACUGCAGACCGCGACCCUUUCCUCGGAAAAGGAUACCCCUCCAAGUCACAGUGGAAGCUGUGGCAGUCAAAUGAGCACCCUUGGAAGAGCAUGGCCAUUGAUCUCUGGCUUCCCUGGAAGUUGUUCGCUUUCCCCAUUGUCGAGUUUGCUGCUUUCGUCUGCAGUUGGUCGUGCUCAUCUUUCCUUACUCUGAACUUGACACAGGCUCAAGCUUUUGCUGCACCGCCAUACAACUUUUCCUCUGAGGACAUUGGUUUCUUCAAUUUUGCCAUUCUCAUUGGCGCCAUUAUCGGUCUGGCCACAUCCGGAAAAUUGAGUGAUUGGGUUGCUGCCAGAGCCACAAAGAGAAAUGGAGGUAUUCGUGAGCCCGAAAUGCGUCUCAUAGCAAUGAUCCCCUACGUAAUCGUCAUGUACAUCGGCAAUAUCGUCGCCGCCAUCGGCAUGGAAAGAAAAUGGCCCUGGCAAGUCAUUGUCGUAAUCGCCUUUGGAGCAGCCGGCAUGCAAGUCGCCUCCAUCCCCUCGAUCGUAUCCACCUACGCCGUCGACUCCUACAAACCCGUCGCCGGACCCCUCUUCGUCGCAAUCACGGUGAACAAAAACGUCUGGGGCUAUGGAUUUUCCAAAUUCAUCACGCCUUGGGUUGAGAGUAGUGGUUUCAUUCCUCCGAUCAUGACGAAUGGUUCUUUGGUGUUGUUGUGGUGUUUGUUUGGUUUCUUGUUCUAUUACAAGGGAAAGACGUUUAGAAGAUGGUGA
Molecule: messenger RNA, 1647 nt
Organism: Aureobasidium subglaciale EXF-2481
Lineage: Eukaryota; Fungi; Ascomycota; Dothideomycetes; Dothideales; Saccotheciaceae
Exons: 2
Coding region: 1-1647 (548 amino acids)
Biological process (GO): transmembrane transport
Molecular function (GO): transmembrane transporter activity
Source: RefSeq, a predicted model, not a curated record